Molecule: messenger RNA, 682 nt
Organism: Mercenaria mercenaria
Lineage: Eukaryota; Metazoa; Mollusca; Bivalvia; Venerida; Veneridae
Product: perlucin-like
Exons: 5
Coding region: 58-555 (165 amino acids)
Molecular function (GO): signaling receptor activity
Source: RefSeq, a predicted model, not a curated record
GUAGUACAUAGCCUGAGAGAUAACAAGACCUAUUUCUAUACUCUUGCCACUUUCACAAUGGAUAGGUCACUACCGAGUUUCAUUUCCAUUCUAUUAUUUACCUUUACAAAUAACUUAGUUGCUGCUCAGUGCCCGGAUGGAUUUGUGAACCACGGAAACUCGUGUUAUCAUUUUAGUCAUGACACUGAAACUUGGCUUGAUGCUCUAGAUGCAUGUGAAAAGCUUUACAGUGCUUACCUUGCUGAAAUAGAAGGACCAGAUGAAAAUAAUUUCCUGACCAACGAGGUCAAUCUUCUCAGAUCUGAUUUUUGGAUUGGUGCCAAUGACAUGCAGGUAGAAGGGGAGUGGAAAUGGUUCACGUCAAAAACUGACGUAAAAUACAGCGCAUGGUCACCCGGAAACCCGAGUAACAGUUAUGAUGAUGAGAAUUGUAUGGAAUUCCAUGAUGGGGACGGGACAGGGCCGCUAAAACCCCUUUGGAAUGAUAAGACAUGUCACGUGUUCCAAAGAUACAUUUGUGAGAAGGCAAAGGAGGACAGCGAAAUUGUCGGAUGAGCUUGGAGAUGAUGAAUGUUUUUUAUCAUGAUUAAAAUGCUUUUCAUCAUUAAUAUACUGCAGUAUACUAUUAAUUUGUGUUUAUGUUUGACGUAGGUGUUACUGAUAAUUACACUGGAGGGGUUGA